Messenger RNA from Acaulospora colombiana, 2216 nucleotides. NCBI's taxonomy places the organism in Eukaryota, Fungi, Glomeromycota, Glomeromycetes, Diversisporales, Acaulosporaceae. The record is from the annotation of a GenBank genome assembly.
GAGAGAUCCUGAUCAAAAUUGGGCUUGUCGACCACGAAAACAAAUUGGAUCACAGAGAAUGGGAAAUCAUAUGGAAACAAAUGAAUCAUCUUACUCUCGAGGAACCUGCUGUGGGCGCAGCUUCCACCGGAGACGUGGCGGUAGCGAAAAAACUUCAUGGCGAAAUUCUCGGAAUAGUUUUUCUUGAAGUUGUGUGUGCAAGCGACCUUCCGGCGGCGAGAAAUGUGACCAAGUUGGGGUUUGAUAUGGAUCCAUUCGUGGUGGCUUCAUUCUCCAGGAACACAUUCCGUACGAAAGUCAUUAGUCACAAACUAAACCCCGUAUGGAACGAGAAAUUUAAUUUUCCUGUAAAAAAAAACGAAACAAAGUAUUCCAUUAAAUUUGUCGUUUAUGAUUGGGAUAAAUUCAGCGGAAAUGACCUGGUUGCUUCUCAAUCUCUUCCGAUUAAACAACUGUUGGAGAAAACUGAAGCACAUGAGGGAUUUGUGGAGGAGGAGCUUCCUCUUGUUUUACACAUUCAGGGAAAGUCGGGUGAAGAAUAUAACCCAAAGCUUACCAUAAAGUCGAAGUUCUUACCUUACGAGAAAUUAAGAUUCCAAUUUUGGAAGUCAUUGGCAAAGUUCUAUGAUUCCGAUGACAACGGAAAGUUGGAUUAUAUUGAGGUUGAGACGAUGUUGAGCAGCUUAGGUUCUUCUUUGACUAGCGAAACGUUGUCCUCGUUCUUUACCCGUUUUGGAAAAGCACCGCACAAAGAUGGGUUGGAAUUUGAGGAGUUGAUCUCGUGUUUGGAGGAGAGGUUAAAGAUUUCUCAAAAGAGUGCCACCGAAGAUGGUGAAGAGGCUGACAACGAGCAUAUUAUCUAUAUUAAGGAAUGUCCAAUCUGUCAUAAGCCGGGUCUUUCCGAAUACACCGAGACCGAUAUCAUUACUCACGUUGCGAUCUGUGCUAGUGAUGAUUUGGGAAAGGUUGAUUCGUUUGUGACAGGAGACUUUGUGACCGAAUCCCAGGCGCAAAGGAAGUGGGUGACGAAGAUCAUCACAAAAAUAGGAUUUGGUGGUUAUCAGAUUGGGGGAGACAGCGCGAAUAUUAUCGUGCAAGAUCGCAAGACUGGACAAUUGGUGGAGGAGAAGAUGGCGGCCUACGUCCGUCUGGGAAUUCGUCUCUUGUACAGAGCCAAAGGCUCUCACAUUGAUUCCAAAAGAGUCCAGAAUCUCCUGCGUUCCCUUUCCAUCAAGCAAGGCAAAAAAUUCGAUAAGUCCUCGUCCGCAAAAGACAUAGUCCCUUUCAUUAAAUUUCACGAUUUAGACACAAAAGAGAUUCUCGAUCCGCUGGAAUCCUUCAAGACCUUUAACGAAUUCUUUUAUCGCAAAUUGAAGCCGGGAGCGAGGCCGUGUGACUCACCUGACGAUCCACACGUUUUGGUUAGCCCAGCGGAUUGUAGAAUGAUGGCCUUUUCAACUUUUGAUAAUGCGACGAAACUUUGGAUAAAAGGACAAAAUUUCACCAUUGAUAAGCUGCUUAAUGAUGCAUCUGCUGCAAAGGAGUUUGAAGGUGGUUCUUUGGGUGACUUAAGUAGAUCUUUUCCAGUCCCGGGGGAGUAUUAUACCGUGAAUCCAAUGGCCAUUCGUUCCGAGCUCGACGUAUACGGUGAAAACAAGCGAAUUGUUUCUUACAUCCAAUCUCUUCAGUUUGGCAAAGUUGCAUAUGUAGCAAUUGGCGCCAUGAUGGUUGGCUCGAUUGUGCUGACGAGUGUUCCGUCCACGCAUGUGAAAAGAACCGACGAACACGGUGGCAGCACGGUCGUCCUUCUUUUCCAGAGGGGAAGGAUGUUGUGGGACGAAGAUAUCUUGGAAAAUUCUGGAACAUGCAUGGAAACCUUGUUCUUAAGUUUAUAUGAUCGCGAAAUUAAUAUAUGGAGUCGUUUCAUCAAUAAUCACGUCCUUAGUAAGGAUUAUAUCUUACAGAUUUAUGUGGUGAACUCGGUGGACGCGCGUACCCAUGCUGCUUUAAGAAUAGCCCGCACUUAUUACCUUCAAGAAGAUAAAAUGAUUGGAUAUUGGAAUGGCAUGAAAAAAAAAAGUCAAAAGUUGCGUUGCAAUCUCAGAAGCAAGUCUACUAACAAAGUUUUUGUCCCUCCGGCCCUCUCCAACAAGGUGUAUUGCGGGUACCGCAGUUGUGACAUGCGAAUUCUGGUUCGGGUCGUUGGGUCCGCAUGA